Emiliania huxleyi CCMP1516 is the source of this 801-nucleotide messenger RNA. RefSeq lists its product as hypothetical. The coding region runs from base 21 to 761 and encodes 246 amino acids. NCBI's taxonomy places the organism in Eukaryota, Haptophyta, Isochrysidales, Noelaerhabdaceae. The transcript has a single exon. The record is from RefSeq and is a predicted model, not a curated record.
CAAGUCUUCUGGACCCAUCGAUGGCCGUCGCCUCGACGCCGCUCGUCGCGGCACCAUCGUGCCCGGCCUGGGCGAAGCAUCGUCGCGGGCGCCAGCCGCAGUUCGACGGCAAGCCGUGCGAGCCUGCUAAGGAGGAGGACAUGUGGCUGUGCCUGGCCGACGGCCGCGCGCGCAGCACCGCCGACCUGAAGCGCCUGGCGACAGCCGCUCGGGUGCGAGCGAAACGAGCAAGAGAUGCAGCCGCCGCGAACACGCGCGAUCGGCAGGCGCGCGACCAGCGCCGCCGGCAGCGUGAGCAGCACGACCGGCGCGCAGCGCCGGCGGUCGCCAAGACCGUGCGCCCACAACGCGGCCAGUGCGGCUGCCCGGCGCACGCGGUGUGCGGCAUGUGCGUCGACCAGGGCAAGCUCGCCGCGGCCGAGCAGGCGGCCAUCGACCUGGAGACGCGCUUCCACGCCUCGACGGGGAGGGCGUCUGGGAUGACGCGCGCGCGGCGUACUUUGCGGGCGAGCUUGCCAAGCGAAGCGCAAAGGACGGACGCAAACGGCGCCGUGGCGCCGGCGCCGCGAGCGCAAGAAAGAAGCAGGCCGCACCCACAGCCCGGUCGCCCGCCGACGCGAGUGACGGAGAGGGUGACGAGCAGAUGCGCGACGCAUCAGACGCGCAGGAUGACGGUGCAAGCAUGUCCGAGGGUGAGUAAAAGUGUGAGGUUUGGUGGAGGCUGUAGCGUCGUCGCGCGUAAGAAGCGUGGUGAAAUUUAGAAAAGGAGUUGCGGUGUUGAUCGCCGCGGGAGCCCUCUUA